CUCUAUUAUUUAAGAAACGUUCAACUGUUGCAUCUUUUGCUGUUACAUUUUUUCAAGGAAUGUCAUUCUUUACUUUGGUAUAUUUUGUGCCAUUAUAUUUUCAAUUAGUUAAAGGAUCAUCAGCAACCAUAUCCGGGGUAGAAUUAUUACCAUAUAUACUAGCAACAGUUUUUGCCACAAUAUUCUCCGGACUGAUUAGUACAUUUACAGAAAAUAGCACAAGAGGUGAAUUGACUGGCUACUUGAUGAUAGCUGGUAUUGGAGCUGGUCUGAUUAUGCCAACUACCAUUUCAUUUGUACAGACUAUCGUUCCAAAAGAGCACAUUGCAGCUGCUUCUUGCUUAGUUUCUUUGUUUAGGACAAUUGGUGGAGUUUUUGGCAUAGCAAUAUUAGGUGUAAUACUUAAUAACGAUAUAAACAAUCAUAUGAAUGACCUUGUGAGUGCAUUUUUUAAUAAAUCAUCCUCUGGAAUGACUCAACAAUUAACACCAUUUCUCAAGGAUGCAUUGUCUAGUUUUAAUGACGUUGACAUUGAUAAUUUACCACCAGCAGUUAAAAUUACAUUCAUGCAUAUAUUUGUGAUUUCAUUCCAAACUGCUUUUAAAGUUG
Messenger RNA from Entrophospora candida, 609 nucleotides. NCBI's taxonomy places the organism in Eukaryota, Fungi, Glomeromycota, Glomeromycetes, Entrophosporales, Entrophosporaceae. The record is from the annotation of a GenBank genome assembly.